UAUUAUUAUUAUUAUUAUUAUUAUUGCAUUAUCCAUUUCGCCUGGUCUCUUUCAUUACGAUAUAUGUGGUGAAAUGUGAUUGGAUAUAUUUUUCCCAAAUCAGUUGAAAAAAAUCAAGGGCUAUAAAUGCGGUGAAAUAUAGGGUGUAUUUAUGUUUUAACGCUAUCUCGAUAUCAUGGAUUUCAUUUAUUGCGGGGGUGGUGUAGAACGUCGCCCCGCGAUGAAGGGGAAACGUUCGCCCCCAGCGCGGAUGAGGGGAAGUGCAGCCGUGACAACGGCUCGUAGGCUUCCAAGGCCGGAUGGACUGGAGCAGCCAUUGGGGAAGUCUUGUACUGCACUGAGUUUUCACAGGGGCUGGCUCUCUCUCCCUGAAUAAAAUCGUCAAAACUUUGAAAAUUAAAAAGAAAAAAAAUCGACGAGGAAAGACCUCUCCACGGCAGGAGAUCCCCCAGUGCCUCAUUACCGGAACUUGAAAACUCCCAGGACUUCUUUUGGAGAGAGGCAAGUCGGGAAAGGCGCACAGCGGAAAAGCAGCACCACCACAACUGAGCUACUAGCGCGGCGCUAAGCGGCACUGCUAGCAGGCAGCAAGAAGUGCCAAGUACCGCCUGGCAGCUGCCAACUCGCUUCCCCACAUCACGGAGCUUGAAAUCCAGUCAGCGGGCCGGGCUCUGAGAGAAUCCAGGAACUUGCUUCAUGAAUUAUGUCUGCCACAAGCAUUGACCCUCAGCGAUCAAAGGGACAAGCUUCUAAAGUGCAAAAUGGUUCGCUGCAUCAGAAGGAGACAGUCCAUGACAAUGAUUUUGAGCCGUACCUCACCGGUCAGUCAACUCGGAACAACAGCUACCAGUCCAUCACCGAUCCUUACCUGUCCAGUUACUACGCUCCUUCCAUCGGUUUUCCUUACCCACUCAGUGAGGCUCCUUGGUCCACAGGCGGGGAUCCUCCAAUUCCAUACCUCACCCCCUAUGGACCCUUGAGCAAUGGCGACCAUCAUUUCAUGCCGGACACGGUUUUCGGCCAGCCGGGCGGCCUGGGAAGCAGUGUUUACCCUCACAGGUUUAAUUUUUUCCCCGAAAACCCAGCCUUCUCCGCUUGGGGGACGAGCGGCUCCCAGGGCCAGCAGACUCAAAGCUCAGGCUACGGUGGAAGCUACAGCUAUCCGCCCAGCUCUCUUGGAGGCACGAUUGUGCCUGACGCGCAGACGGGUUUUCACAGUGACACGCUCAACAAAGCCCCCGGUAUGAACAGCCUGGAGCAGGGCAUGGUGGGUUUGAAGAUCGGGGGCGAUGUCAGUGGCCAGGCGUCGGCGGUCAAGGCAGUGGGCUCUGUAAUUGGUGGGGCCGCCACGGGGAACGGAGCCACGCCCAUCGGAAUGCCCCCACCCAAACCCACCUCCUGGGCAGCCAUCGCCAGCAAGCCGGCCAUGCCGCAGCAGCUGAAAGCUAAGGUAAAGCCGGGGCUGACCGCCCUGGGGGGGGCCCUGCCCCCACCGCCCAUCAAACACAACAUGAACAUUGGCACUUGGGAAAAGGGACCCGUGACCAAAGUGGCCAUGGCUGCGCUUCAGCAACAUCAACAUCAACAGCAGCAGCAACAGUCUCAUGGUCUGCCUCAUGCCAUGCCCCAUCAAGCCCCCAUGCAGUCUGCCCCUCCCCCAUCACUGGUGCAGCCUCAGAUGCAGCCCAUGGGCUUACAGCACCACCCGCCGCCCACUCAGCCCUACCAAAACCACGGCCAUCCCCCGCAGGCCCAAACCCGUUGGGUAGCCCCACGCAACCGCAACCAAGUCUACGGGCAGGGAGGUCCCAGCCACGACUGUAGCGGGAUGAUGGGUCUGCUCGGUAGCGCAGGCUGUGGCCCCCAGACUUGUGCCAGCCAGGGACCUGGUGGCGAGUCCCACCCAGUGCUGGAGAAGCUCCGUGCCUCCCACAGUUAUAACCCCAAGGACUUUGAAUGGAACCUGAAGAACGGGCGGGUGUUCAUCAUUAAGAGCUACUCCGAGGACGAUAUCCAUCGCUCCAUCAAAUACUCCAUCUGGUGCAGCACGGAGCACGGCAACAAGCGAUUGGACUCGGCCUUCCGCGCCAUGAACGGCAAAGGCCCCGUGUAUCUGCUCUUCAGCGUCAAUGGCAGCGGCCAUUUUUGCGGCGUGGCCGAGAUGCGUUCGCCAGUGGACUACGGCACCAGUGCAGGUGUUUGGGCACAGGACAAGUGGAAAGGCAAGUUUGACGUGGACUGGUUGUUUGUUAAGGACGUGCCCAAUAGCCAGCUGCGUCACAUCCGCCUGGAGAACAACGACAACAAGCCGGUGACCAACUCGCGCGACACGCAGGAGGUCCCUCUGGAGAAGGCCAAGCAGGUGCUCAAGAUCAUCACCACCUACAAACACACCACCUCCAUCUUUGAUGACUUUUCUCACUAUGAGAAAAGACAGGAAGAAGAGGAGGAAGUGCGCAAGACGUUUGAACCUGCUCCGACUCAGAGCCGCACUCGCUUGGAUCAGGAGCGCCAAAACAGGAAACAAUAGCGGACGUUUAUUUUUGGCUUGGUCAAGUUACACUAGGACAUGAUUGAUUUAAGAGACGGAAGAUAUGAAAUGCAAACAAAUCCUUUGAUUUCUUCUUCAAUUCUGGGAUUAUCUUUUCUUUUUUUCUUUUUUUUUUUGGCCGUCAAUGAAUUUGUUCUUCCUUUUGCCUGUGUACCCUCUACCCCUCACGCAACACUUCUUGUGCAGGGAUUGAGUUGAUUUUGUGUAUUAUGAAUUACUCCACCCACUUUAAAAUCUAUUUUGUCGAAAACAAAAUAUAUAUUUCCUUAACAUCUCGCCAGACUGGUUGAGUUGUUUCCUGCGCCCACUAUCUCCUCUUAUCUGAUCUCCUCACCUUCAUCAGGGUUUGAUUGUGUCAUCCCAGAAUAAAUCUGCCACUUUAUUUUUCUGCACAAUCAGGAAUGGCCAUGUCCUAUCGCUAUUUGCCCACGUGGGGGCAGCGUUGGCAAGUUGUCGAGGUAUAACCACCAACAUGGAUGGAACGUCCUAAAGGCAACUUGGAACUGUGCGAUCAUAAAACUUCGCUGAUUUAAUUUUCAUUCAGAUUGACAAAUUCUCUAUAUUUUUAUGUGUGCUACUGACAACGUUAAUGUUGGUUUUCUGGAGCCAUAGGUUGUUUUUCUUCCCACAAAUUGAACUAUAAACGGUGACACUGCUGGAGAAAUCAGGGAUCGUGUGACAUCACACAAGACUUGAGACAUUUCAGAGGAGGAUUCUGGGAUAGAACUUUAAAAAAAAUCCUCCAAAAACAAGGACCACGAUUUGCCCUUUUAACAGACAAACAAAAAAAAUCAUCAAAAUGUAUUGUCCACAUCAUGCAUCCACUUUUACAAUCAAACUGUCGAGCUGUCGUUGCUUUGUGUUUUGCGCCAAGAAAUCUGUCACUAUUCUGUCUUAAUCCUCAUGUGCUGUUUUUUUUUUUUGCCCCCCUAACAACUCCCACCCUGAGUUAGCCACGUCUCAUUUGACUGUCAUGCUAAGCUUUAAUGUAGGAGCCGAUAUAUUCAUGGAGGAGGCCUCAAAAUUUAUAACCUAUUCAUAAUAAUUGUAACUGCUUUUCAUUGAGUAAGAAAAGGAAAAAAUUAAUGAAAAAUGGUUUGACUUUUUGUUCAUUGCAGGCCUAAAAUCAUUGUGUCCGACACAUGAUGCAUCUAUUCUCAUGACAAAACUUGAAUACCCAGUCACCAAAAGUGCGUGUGUGCGUGCAGUUCGGCCUGCGCAUGCCGAACUGGAACAUGGCCAGUAUGCCGCUCAGUAGGCUGGUGAUCAAAGGUGUGAAACGAUCGCUCGCUCGUGAGCCAUCUUCACUUGAAGUGAAUUCCUAACACUUUACGUCUCACUUUUGUGUUUAAACCCAUGUCUAAAUCGGAAUCAAUGCACAUUCAUUGACGGCUCUAAAUGAAUUUGUGUCUUAAAGGGGAGUUCAAGUAUGUUCUAUCUGCUUCCACUAGUCUAAACACGGAAUUCUGAUUGAUAUUGCGUUUGUGGAAAGAUAAUCCACGUUAUCACCCAUUUUUUUCCUGUACCGCCAUCUGCUGUCGACUGAAAUUGUUGUCCAAGUGCCUUCUACAUGCAGCCAGUCAUGCUUGACCUGUUUUCCCGAGUUUGGUCACGUGAUGUUCGCAAAGCAAGCCCGUGGGCACUCGGACGUCAAUUUCAGUCGACAGCAGACGAAUUGCCCCCCAAGAUAAAUGAAAAUAGAUAAUUGUCUACAGUCUUAUUCCACAAUAUUGACAAGAAUGCCAUGUUCAGACUAGUGCGGGCACAUACCUCGCAAAGAAAAUGUUGUCUUGAGUUCUCCUUUUAAGCACAGACAGUCGUGUGCGUGCCAGUCACACUGUGUUGCUAGAUCGUACGAACGUAGUCAAUUUAUUCUCAUGAGUCUGUUGUGGACUUUUGAUGCUGCAACACAAUUUUGUCUGCCUGACAAGUCUGGUUUCCAUGGGAACUGACCUCUUGACAACAUCCCCCCAGCCCACGUCCUGUCGCCACUUUGCUUGACUGAGCUGUAUAUUGAAAGGCCUUCAAAUCUUAGCUUGUCUCCAUUCGAGUGGUCGGAAAAAGUGAGGGGUGUUGUUUUUGUUUUUACUGGUAGCAAGGGUCAAUCACAGAGGUCCGCAGGUGCUUGUGUUGAUGUGUUACCGGAUUGACGUGCACGUUAGCGGCAAACAGCAGAGCAGUGUGAUUACUAGCCAUGAACAGAUGUAUAACAUUAAAUAGGAAAUUAAAAUUCUCUACACCACAGUAGUCAUGGAAAUAUUGUUCAACAGAUGGGGGGGGGGGGGGGGGUUCUCGAUAGAAGAAAUCAAGCCUUAAUAAAUUGCCCAUUCAAAUUAAA
Messenger RNA from Hippocampus zosterae (dwarf seahorse), 4889 nucleotides. RefSeq names its product YTH domain-containing family protein 1-like. Bases 704 to 2530 code for a protein of 608 amino acids. The record is from RefSeq and is a predicted model, not a curated record. Gene Ontology annotation, cellular component: cytoplasm. Gene Ontology annotation, biological process: mRNA destabilization. The transcript has 6 exons. Lineage: Eukaryota; Metazoa; Chordata; Actinopteri; Syngnathiformes; Syngnathidae. Gene Ontology annotation, molecular function: N6-methyladenosine-containing RNA reader activity; mRNA binding.